UGGAGCUCGGAUCUUCCGCGUUGACUUGUCGCCAUCUAGUGGCAGUGAAAGCAAACGACAAUAAUAACGUCAGCGUCAAAGUGGACGCACAACGUCAUGACGCAAUUUCAUCCAAAUUUGCGCGGGUUUGCUGUUGAUAUUAGGAGACUGUCAUCCAACGGUUGUCGUCUUGCAACAUUAAAAAUAAAAAGUUAGUCUGGGAAAUCUUAACGUCCCUUACCACUGCUUGGAGAACCGAUAACAUGUCCAAGCGAGAGGCUUUUUUAGAGGCUGCCUGUCAUGAAAAUGUGGAAGACUUCCUUCGCUUUAUCCAGCUUCAUAAGAACAAAACGGAGCCUUUUGAUGUGGAGGAGGUAGUGCAGGAGAUGCCCAGAGACCAGAGGCAGACUCUUUGGGGAAAACUCGCUUCACUCCUUCAGGAUGUCCUGCUGGAGUUGCCCCCGGAGCGCUGGGUGCAGGGCAGGGAUGAGGGCAUGGAAGUGGAGUCGGCUGCAGACCCUAAACAUGUAAUGGCUGUUGUGGAUGGUGUGACACUAGUAGCUGCUGUGUCCUUAAAGGUCCUACAAGACGAUGUUCUAGUGUUGCUGCCUGUCUCAGAGGCACCCCUGCAGCUCCAUAUCCACACACUGUGCGAGGCCUGGUGGAAGAAGGGGCUGAAGGAGAAAGAACAAUUUGGUCGCACUGCUUUCUUCAUCUCGCUGCAGAAGAGCUUCAUUUUGAAGAAACCAGGUGUUGCAAUCCAAAGAGUCUGGAAUCUACAUGAUGUGCUUUGGAGUCUGGACUACACAUCAGAAGACAACAAGCAGAUAAUCGAUUUGUUGAUUCAGUGCUUUCACCGUCCUAUUUACAUUAGAAACGAUGAUGGCAAGCGAUUCCUGGUGUUUCUUUUCAGCUGGAAUGUCAACUUCAUUUGGGUUAUUCAUGGCACCAUCAAAAACCAGCUGCAGUUUUAUAGCAAGACCAUGACCACUCAUAUUACGGAGAUCUACUUCAGAGCUUGGAAUAAGGCCAGUGGGGACUUUCUGGAGAAUAUUGAGAACUCAUGCAUUCAGGAUUUCAUGCAGAAUGCGAUCUUCCUUCAUAGAACAUCUCCAGUUCAUGCCAAAGUCCGACAGAUCGUAAGCUAUUUCCACUCAAGGAAGGGCUGUAGCAAGGUGGACAAGAUGCUCUGCAAUCUCUACAAGCCCAUUCUCUGGAAAGCUUUAAGUGCUCCAAACUUUGAGGUGCGUGCAAAUGCCACUUUACUUUUUACUGAGGCCUUCCCAGUCCAUGACCCGGAGCAGAACAACAAGAAUAUAGACGAGGUCAUUCAAAAGCAGCUGGACACAGUGAUGGGCCUCCUUGAUGACCCUCAUCCCACUGUACGCUCAAAUGCUACCCUGGGAGUGUGUAAGAUCCUGGCCAAGUGCUGGGAGCUCCUCCCUAGUACCAUCAUCACAGACUUCCUGAAGAAGCUGGUGAUGGAGCUGGCGGCUGACAACAGCUCCCCUGAUGUCCGGUGCUCAGUCUUCAAGUGUCUGACUAUUGUCUUGGACAACACUCUCAGCCAUCCAAUAUUGGAAAAACUCCUGCCUACUCUCAAAUACAGCCUUCACGACAACUCAGAGAAAGUCCGCACAGCUUUCCUUGACAUGCUUAUUAAAGUCAAGGCAGUGCGUGCUGCCAAGUUUUGGGACGUGUGCAACAUGGACCACCUGCUGGCCCGUCUGGCUAUCGAUUCUCAUCCGGUUUCCAAGCGCAUUGUCGAUCUGCUCUUCAAGUCCUUCUUCCCCGUCAACGAAUCCGAAAGGGAGUGGUGCUGUCGGUGCAUCACCCUCAUCCAGAUGAACCCCAUGGCUGCCAGGAAGUUCUACCAGCAUGCCCACAAACACACAGCCCCGACUAACAUAAUAAAGCUGAUGUUGGCCAUUCGCCGUGUUCUGAACAGCGGUAUCCAGACUGAUACUGACCUGUCCCAGAUUAAUGACAGCAACAAGGAGAACAGUGCACAGGCUGAACCUCUCUUUGGGAAAGACUUGGCCGUCGUGUCUAGUCUGCUGGAGGUCGUGGCCAUCCUGUGGAGAAGUGUCGAGAAGGCCCUGAAACAAAAUGAAGAGGCCCAGAAGUACACUUUUGCCAAGUUUGGAAAUGUCAUGGCCAAGUAUUUCCAGGCCUUUGAGGAUGAGCGGUGUACUGUUCCUCUCAUACAACUGGCCUCAUUUAUGCCCCCAGCUGCCGUUCCAACAUUCAGCUGUGGCAUCCUGUCCAGACUGAGGAGGAUGGACUCAGGAGCUGUGCCAACACAGUACAGCCAGCUGUUAGACUGCAUGUGCUGCUGGGGCCAGGCUGCUGACAUCCUCGAACUCGUCACUGACUGGCUAACUGAGGCUCUGCCCAAGCAAGGAGACAAGGCGAACACCAAUCGAAAAGUGCGUAUCCAGGAGACUGUGGAGGCCAAACCAGAGCUGGCACUGGCUUACCUUGAGUACCUGUUCAGCAACACUUCAACACGGGAGAAAGUCCUGGCUCUUGGUCAGAAACCUCUGAAGCAGCUCCAUACAGUUCUAGGAAACUGGAGGUUGGUCCUGUACACUCACCUCAGCUCCCCGACAGAAGACCCUAAAAGUCCCAGUAUGGAGACUGCGCUGAAAGUCUUCACAUACCACGGCCGUCUCGGUGCACAUCUGCAACAUAAUUCUUCUGAGGGUCGAGAGUACAUGCUCUCUCUGGAACAUGUGGCAGCGUGGGUAGCCGAGAGGGUGUUGCCCUUCCUGGCUAAACGUACCACCGAUGAGGAUGAUGAGUCGGAGAAGUCACAACCACUGGCUGCACAGAUAACUGAGAGUUUCCUGAUGGUGUGCCGAGACGUAUUACUUGUGGGUUUGGGCGAUGAGACAUUCAAGGGUCAAAUCCUCCACUUGUGCUCGCUCACCCUCCUCUCCGAGGCAGGCUACCUGUGUAUUCCUGCAGUGCUCCCGAUUCUAAAGGAGGUGACAGACAGCUAUGGACCUGAGGAUGAGGAUAACGAUAACAACCACGCUCAGGAAAAUGAGGAAGAUGCAACCACUGUCAUUCUGGGUGUGGUGGGCAACAUCUUUCAGAAGAUUAUAGAGCUCUUGGCUCGCCGUCUUAGGAAGGAACCAGAGGAGGGAAAACGGCUGUGUCAGUCAGCCAUUCCAGGCCUGACAGACUUCCUCCAAGUGGCAGUGACCUGGGACAAAGCACCUCUCAGGGGGGUCUUCUCUACUCUUUUUGCUGUCAUCAUUGUGGAGAAGAGACAUUUGCUUCAGAAGAUCACCCAUCCUGAAGAGGUGAUCACCCCAGAGUCAGUGGAGGACAUGCCUCCUCUGUCCAGCAUCCUACUGUCUGUCAUCCUCAAAUUACCCUCUCUUUCCAGGGCAUUUUUGACAGAAGUCUGCUCCUCUUUCGACUCUGAGGCCAUCAGCAGUCUGAGUGAACUAGCUUCUGUUCUGCACGUCUUAGCGGUCAUCAGACACACAGGGCACUCUAAAGCCAGUUUGAAGAGUGCGGCCAUAUGUGUUCAGCAGCAGCUUUACAAACAUGCAGUCGCAUCUGACACCGGAGACAUCCAGGGGGUAAUUUAUGAAUCUUCAUUGAAGACUUUGAAUGAAAUUCUGGAUUUAUAAAUUGAUAUGUUUGAUGUGUAAUAGCUACACAUUUGUAUUUUAUGAAGCUAAGGAGAGCAGUAUAAUACCAGCUUUGCUGUAAGUAUGACAGACAAAAAAAUGACAUGACCCAUUUCAACUUCACUGACCGGUUUUGAAAAAAAAAAAUAAUAAUAAUAAUAAUAAAAAAUAAAUAAAUAAAUGGUUUGAAUUGAAAUCCAAAGCUGAGCACAAAUGCCCCUCUGAUGUUUUUCCAGAUUGGCUCCACUCUCUUUUAUUUAUUUCUUCAUGAUGGCACACAUUGCUCAAGGCUUUGUGUAUUGAUAUUGUUAUUAUUAACAUCACCACUGCAGAAAUAUGGAUCCAUAGACUGAGUGGUAUUCUUCUUUAAAGUUUUCUUUUCACAGCUCUGCUUUUCACUAUUUUUAAAUGAAAUACAUAUAUAUUUUUUUGCUAUUUGUGUUUAUGAAUGUGUUGAUCUGUCAGUAUGCCAGAUGUACCAUGCUUUUAAUAAGAAUAAAACAAACUUAUCAAUCAACUUAAAUUUAAUGUUUUUUCCUUUUUGACACUACAGCGGUCUGGCAAGUAAUAACUGUUCAAACAAUCAAAAAUCAUCCUCUUCACUUUCUUUAUCUUUCUAAGGGAAAGGCAUUCAUUUCAAGAAUUUGCAUACUGUUUUGCUUUAGUCAGUACUUGUGAUUGUGCUUCCCAGGGAAACCAGUUCAAAGGUUUUAAAAAGAACUGCAAGGUAACAUUUCAUCAUUCUGGAGCAAAAAAAUUACAUUUUGAUUGUUCAUUCCUCUUUGAAUCAUAUAUUUUGGAUUAAUUGCUAGUGCCCUUUUAAGAGACAGCUUUUACUAC
Etheostoma spectabile (orangethroat darter) is the source of this 4466-nucleotide messenger RNA. RefSeq names its product non-SMC condensin II complex, subunit G2 (gene ncapg2). Lineage: Eukaryota; Metazoa; Chordata; Actinopteri; Perciformes; Percidae. The coding region runs from base 243 to 3626 and encodes 1127 amino acids. The record is from RefSeq and is a predicted model, not a curated record. Gene Ontology annotation, biological process: mitotic sister chromatid segregation. The transcript is spliced from 27 exons. Gene Ontology annotation, cellular component: nucleus; condensin complex.